AUGGCUGCAAGUGCCAGAACUAAGGAUGUCCGAAAAAUUCCACUUUUGGCAGUGUCAUACUACUACGAACACAGCAGGGUAGAAAUCCCUCCUGGAUUUAGUCAGCGCUUAAAGCUUUACAUUUUUCAUUACAUCCUGAACCUCGGGUUUGGUCUGGCACAAUUUUUUGACCACGUAGGUAUCAUCCCAGACGUCUAUUUCCUCAGGACUUUAAUGAAUCUGGUAAUACCACCACCAUUAAAAGAUAAACAUCUCAUUAUCAAGGACUUACGGUUCGAAGAAGUUGACGUAAGAAUUUACCAGCCAAAAAUGUCAAUCACUGGCCAAAGAAGAGGAAUUGUUUAUUUUCACGGAGGAGCCGGACAGUUUGGAAGCAUUCAUGCCUAUGAAAGAACAUGCCGCUACCUCGCCAGGAAAAGCAAUUCAGUGGUUGUGUCUGUUGGGUACCGCUUAGCUCCUGAGCAUCCAUAUCCAACCCAGUUUGAGGACUGUGUCACUGCCACCGUACACUUUAUGAGGACUGCACAAGACUAUGGAGUAGACCCUUCUCGCAUCAUCACCUGUGGGGAUAGCAGUGGAGGUACACUCAGUACUGCUGUUGCCCAAGCACUGGGGAACAGAAGAGAUCUCCCAAAGCUGAGAGCACAAAUCCUAAUAUAUCCUUAUUCCCAGUGUGUGGACUUUAAUUUGCCUUCUUAUCAGCAGAAUAAGAGAAUCCCUGUUUUGUUAAAGGAAAGAACCCUUUAUCUUGGUUUGAAGCAUCUUAACAAAGACUUGUCAGUCAUGGAAGCAUUGUUUAAAGGUUGUCAUAUUCCAGAAGAUUUGAAACCCAAGUAUCAGAAAUGGGUGAGUUCUGACUACAUCCCUCACGAGUUUAAAACGAGAGGCUACGAACCAAGUGCAACACAUCCAUUCUCCAAAGAAGUCUAUACAGAGGUCAAGAGUAUGUUUGACCCUGUUUAUUCACCACUGCUAGCUGAAGACAGUGUUAUUGAUCGCCUUCCUGAGGCCUUCAUUUUGACCUGUGAAUAUGACGUGCUUAGAGAUGAUGGGCUGCUGUACAAGAAACGAUUAGAGGACCAUGGUAUAAAAGUGACCUGGUGUCAUCUGCAAGAGGGAUUCCAUGGAUCAGUAUUCUUAGCUGUUUUUGGUGGGAUCAUAGGAUUCCAAUCUGGAUAUAAAGGCCUGCAAGAGAUAUCAAAUUUUCUAAGAUUAAUGUAA
This is a messenger RNA of Eurypyga helias (sunbittern), 1221 nucleotides long. RefSeq names its product arylacetamide deacetylase-like 3. Lineage: Eukaryota; Metazoa; Chordata; Aves; Eurypygiformes; Eurypygidae. Gene Ontology annotation, molecular function: carboxylic ester hydrolase activity. The transcript is spliced from 5 exons. The coding region runs from base 1 to 1221 and encodes 406 amino acids. Gene Ontology annotation, cellular component: membrane. The record is from RefSeq and is a predicted model, not a curated record.